Molecule: messenger RNA, 2550 nt
Organism: Actinia tenebrosa (Australian red waratah sea anemone)
Lineage: Eukaryota; Metazoa; Cnidaria; Anthozoa; Actiniaria; Actiniidae
Product: DBH-like monooxygenase protein 1
Biological process (GO): norepinephrine biosynthetic process; dopamine catabolic process; octopamine biosynthetic process
Cellular component (GO): secretory granule membrane
Molecular function (GO): dopamine beta-monooxygenase activity; copper ion binding
Source: RefSeq, a predicted model, not a curated record
AGCUUUACUAUACUGUCCGCCUUAUGACCCUGGAGCACAGCUCUAGCCAGUUUGAAUUAGUUAGGAUUGAUUUUGAGAGGAGUAAGGAAAAACCGAAUAAUCAAAUAAUUCCUGACACUGUAUAUCUAUGCAAACUUUUCAAGCAUUGUCAGACAAAUAGCUUAUGGUUGACUAGGAAUGAUAUGCUUCAUGUGGAAACAUCACGCAUAAUUAGGUUGGUUAUCAAUAACAGAUUGAAUAGCAACUAUGAACAUGAAGAUUCCAAGCUUUUGAAGACUUUGGAGUCUACUCAUCCCUGACGCACCAUUUCAGCAAUUCACUUUCUAUCAGUCGUUCUAACGGAUGAUUAAGAUGUCGCUGUUUUACGCAGCCUUGGUGUUUGGUCUUAUCGGCCAGAGCCUUGCAGAUCUUUCUUCAGAGUACGACCAUUUCGUUGCAUUAGAUCCUUCACAGAAGAUUAAACUCUACUGGACUGUGAACCAAGCUGAAGAGAGCAUCUCGUUUGCUGUGGAGGCCGUUACUACUGGAUGGUUUGGCCUUGGAUUCUCACCCAGUACUGGUAGAAUGAAGGGAGCUGAUAUCGUGAUUGGAUGGGUAAAGGAUGGAAAACCGUAUUUAACGGACCGAUAUGGCGAAGGUUACUUCGUACCCGCGAUGGAUGACUCACAGGAUUACAAACUCAUUUCAGGCACGGAAAAAGACGGUAAAACAACGAUGAAAUUUAGCMGAAAGAUUGACACUUGUGACCGUCAAGAUUAUAAAUUUGAGGGUGGAACGACUAGAGUGAUUUUUGCGUAUCACGAGGAAGAUCCCACCUCUGACACCAACAUGAAGAAGCAUUCUGAUAAAGGAUCAAGAAGCAUUCUCCUGCUAAACUUUGUGAAAACAUCGAAACCCGAUCCAUCUUGGAAAAAACUAGAUGUACUAAUGGACAAUUUGACAAUUCCAAAACUCCAUACCAGCUACAUGUGCAGACUUUUCAGGCUUCCCGAUUUUGGAGGAAAGAAACACAUUGUGAGGUUUGAGACCGUAGUCCAACCAGACAACGAAGGCUUCGUUCAUCAUUUACUCAUCAAUGAAUGCAAAGGAAAAGUUCCUGAUCACCUGCUUAGCUACACUGGAAACUAUCUCGACUAUGCCAAUAUGCCCGCAGAGAUCUUGAAUUGUAAAUUAGGGGACAUCAUGUAUGGCUGGGGUGUUGGUGCUGGGCCGUUUGUGUAUCCUGAACACGUUGGGUACCCUGUGGGAACGAACGACAGUGGCUCGGUAAUUAUCAUGGAAAUUCAUUACGACAAUCCUAAAAACGUAGAAGGACGGCUCGACAAUUCCGGAGUAACGCUCUACUAUACGUCUGAUGUGCGUACAUACGAUGCUGGUACUUUCAAUGUGGGGGAUGAAGCUACAUCAUGGAUGGUAAUACCACCCAACCAGGAAAACUGGACCACUACAGGAUAUUGUAGAAAAGAAUGCACCCAAAAGGUCCUUGAAAGCAGUCCACUUCCUGAGAAAGGAAUCAAAAUCAUUUCUUCAUAUUUACACACACAUGUAGCAGGUCGUGCCAUCUGGACCCAACACAUCAGGGACGGUGUUCAGCUACCAGAUAUUGCAAGAGAUAACAACUAUGAUUUUAACUUUCAGGAGAUGCAAAUCCACCCUAAAGAGAUUCACUUCCAACCCGGUGACGAGAUAAUUCAGCAGUGCAAGUACAAUACCAAAGGUCACACCACAGCUACAUUUGGAGGCACUAGUACCUUAGACGAAAUGUGUCUUAACAUCAUGACGUAUUAUCCACGGUUAAGAGAACUGGGUUCAAGCUGCAGCAGUAGCAACAUGCCAGCAGCAUACAGGUUUCUCGAAAAAAACUUCCCGUCSUACAAAGCUCAUUCCAACAGGUGGUACAACCCUCUUGUGGCAGCUAAACCCAACUGGACCGACGAACUGACAAACGAUUUGAGAAAUUUCCUCGAUAAAGAAAACUUGAUAUCAGACUGCUCAAACAAAGCAAACCCCAGUAACUUUGCAGAACGGAUUAACCCAAAGAACCUGAGCAAUAAGACUGCGUUCAACAAGCCAUAUCAACCACCACCUUCGGCUUGUGACGUAAACAGUUCGUCGACGGCUUUGCGAGUCAACAUAAUACAUCUUUCAUUGGAUGUCUGGUUUAUUUGGGCUCUUGGAGCUGGCGUUCUCUCGCGGUAGUUCAAAACUUUGUUUACCGUGUUCUGGUUGAACACUAUCUGAGUCGCACUUCAUCUACAUGAUCACUUAGCUCAAUGCAGUGUUAAUGAUCACCAUAUGAGAAAACGUUGAUGCUUAACUGAAGUCAGACCGACUGAACUUCAAUGAAGUUUCUUCAGUUUUAUCUUUGCACAGGCGCACUCCCUACUUGUUUUUGAUACUCGCAAUAGUUGUUUCUUUAGGCUCUGGCUGAAGGAGGAAACAUGUUUACCCCGCGCAUGUUUCCUCGAUGUUUCCAGUUUAGCCACAUGCGAAAAAUUGCUGCGUGCAACAAAUUUUGCUUCCAAGACGCUGUGCGGCAAAAACAUUUCA